Molecule: messenger RNA, 3675 nt
Organism: Camponotus floridanus (Florida carpenter ant)
Lineage: Eukaryota; Metazoa; Arthropoda; Insecta; Hymenoptera; Formicidae
Gene: corn
Exons: 12
Coding region: 195-3470 (1091 amino acids)
Source: RefSeq, a predicted model, not a curated record
UGACUACGCUCGGUAAACUCUCGCUCCGUGAUCGUUCCAUUUUCACCGGACUGCAGACAUUUUAACGGACAACGAGAUAAGCCGAGGAGGCCCUUGGUCGAUCUCCCGGGAUAAUUAACGUUAUCCGGGAUCAGUUAUUAUCCCAUACGCACACAUACACCGGCGAGUUCGAGUGGCAAGAUGACAAGAUCGAAAUGAGUAAUUCGCUCAAUAUCGUGACAAUGGAGAGCCCGUGCCUCGAGUCUGAAAAUUGUCUGAAGGUAUCCUCGACGAUGCAGAACGUGGCACGACAGGAUUCGGGUGUACCGGAAGAUCUCGCAUCGCCUAUCAACGAUGAGGCUCAGCCACUCACCAGAGAGGAAGAUCUGGAUCUCACUAUGAACAGCGAAUGUAACAUCACGGUGAUCCAUAUCACCGAGUCACAGAAUGGAAAAACGACCGAGAAGUCACUGGCUGAGAAUAAGGACAGCAAGGAUGGUAGCGAUAGCGGAGUCGAGGGUUGCGCGACAGAAGUUCCAAGAGUACGCAGUAGGAAUAGUAUCGAUUAUGCGAGUAGUUGCGGUGGCUUGGACGAGGCUUCUUGCGAUUCUAGUCUUGUUAGUUGUUGCUCGGUAUAUGAGGAUCCAUGUGGAUCUACGCUGCCGGAUGACGUGCGAUUAGGUGCCACUGGAGGAGAAGGCACGAGCGAGGGCGGCAGCGAGAGCUCGUCCAUCGCUGGCAGCGUAUCUAUACGAACGAGUCGUAUGAACGUAAAGAGAACUACGGCCACUUCCAGCACGACUAAGAAAAAAGCUUCGAGCACUACUGAGACUUCGCAGAAGAGUGCUCGUGCGAAACCAACGGUUACAACAUCUGGUGUGAAUCUAAGUACGACACCACGAUCCAAAUCACGAACGGCGACUCCUAGAAAUAUCUUGACUAAGACGCAAAGCGUGAGCAGAGAGCGGGAACGAGACCGUCCACGAUCAAAAGAGAAAUUGACUGUCCGUGAAUCGCUCGUUGCGGAGAUCACCAAGACGCCUGUUAGUAGCCGCGGUACAGCGACGUAUAGUCGAUCCAAUAGCAAUGCUGCGUCUAAUCAAGCAUCGACUCCUAGUUCGUCCUCCGUCACGAGGACAAGGACGAGAGCGUUGCCUGACUCGCUACCGUCUGUGCUGACUACAGAGAUCAACAAGGAUCUCGCGCAACGUAGUGGACGGACUGUUAGAAAUGAUUCCUCGAGAUCUAGGGCGACUUCCAGUACGCGAGGAGUGCGCACACCAGUGUCUACGCCGUCCGAGGAGACAAGAAAAAAAAUACCAUCCUUGCCGAUUUCCCGUGUUCUCUGCGCCAAAAGUACCGCUUCCCAUGUAUCUGAUAAUAAAGCUACUGGUCAAGAUAAUAAGGCAUUGGACACGUACGCAACAUUGCCACGUAGAAAUAGAAAUAAGCUGACGAUCUCGAAAGCCGGAGAAAAAGCGGACAAGACGACUAGCAGUAGACCCGGCAGUCGCGACGCUAGUCUUAGUAGAUCCGUCGAAAAAAGAGCUAUCGGUGGGAAAGACUCGACCUGUAAAAGCUUACCACCGUAUCCUAGACAAAGAACUGUCGAAAAGACUCGUAUCUAUCAUGAGACCAGCGCGCAGACUGGCUUGACCGGACAAGAUAUCGAGAACGCAAUGUCUGGUCAACCGAGCGCCAUCGUCGGACCCGAAGUGAUUGAGAAAUUGCACAAGAGUUGUCAAACGGAAGACGCGUGGAGCGACGUGCAGGUCCUGCAAGAGAACUUGAGACGGUUGAAUGAGGAGAACAAUGAACGACAACAAGAAAACGAGAGAUUGAAACUUGAGUUAGCUGAAGCAAAUCGUCUUUUAGAAGAGGAACGAGCCGAUCAUGCAUUCGCGCGUCAAGAACUCGAUAGAAACGCACAGCGGGUAUUAGCUAUGCUAGGCACUCCGCAAUCAGAACACGCAGAAGGCAGUGACAGCUUCCUCGAGCUCGAAUGUCACAUACAAUCCUCGGGUCAAGUUGUGGCUAAUCAACAAGUCGAAAUAGCUGAUUUGCAAUCACUUUGUCGUAUGUUAAGCAGGGAUUUAGAAAAAAGUUUAGCAGCGCAAAAAGCUUUGCUGCAACAACAGCAAGAAUUAGAAGCCGAAUCAGCCGAAAUGCAAGAUUUUCUCCAAGAAGAGAAAGCUACUUUGGCGGAUGCGCUUAAGGAUGCCGAAUCAGAGCUCAAGAAGAAAGAAGAGACUUUAAUUCAACGACAAGCGGAAUUAGAAAGACAAACAGAGGAGUGUAAACACUUAGUACGAAUUAGCGAACAAAGAAGGCAGGAGAAUUUAUCAAUGAGUAUGAAAUUGAAUGCUGUUGAACGAAGAAGUAGGGAACUUUUACUGACUCAAGGCGCUGCCAUGUCCGGAGCAGCAGUUGCUCUCUCUGGACUCAGCACUAGAUUAGAAGGAUUAAUAGAUCAGUUAAUUGCUUCUUAUAAUAUUUCAAUAAAGGAUCUUGAGGAUGUCAUAUAUCAUAACGAAGCCUAUAGCAGAAGUAAUAGUAGCGUAGAGUCUAGUCCAGUUAACUCUAAGCAAAGUUUAAAGGAACGCACGCCGAGUCCGAAAAGCGGAUCCUUUGUUUCCGCCGUAAUUAGCGCAAUUCGAAACGCAGCGACACAUCCAUUUGCGAUGAGAAAUAAUAUUGACAAAAAAUCCAAUCUAGAUUCAUCUAAACAAAUUUACAAAGAAUUAAGCAUGGAAUCAUCAUCUGAUUUGCUCGAUUUUGAAACCGAGCCAUGUCUGAUGAUGGAAAGCGUUCUGGAAGAUGUACCUUUGCCUGAUACAUAUUCUCAUAACAUGGUAUCGAGCAGCGAUUCUCUUCGCAGAGCUAUGAGUUUUCCCGAAACGACGGACGAGCAUAACAUGAGGAAGACAAAGAUAGGUGACGAAUGUACUAGUCUUAUGAAUCUCACUCAGGCGAUCUUACAUCGUCGUAAGGUCGAAGAUGAAGGUGAUGAUGAUUGCGAUUCCGUGAGCGAAUCUGAUACUGGGACUAAUGAUGGUCCUGUGCCUUUAACGGAUUAUUGUCCUUCUGUGGAUUUGGUCGAUCAAGUGAUCGAGGUAGAUAAUUUGGUUACCAAACUUCUGAAAGUAUUACGCAUCAUACAGCUUGAUAACGAUACAUGUAUACAGGAAUUGAAAGAAGAGAAAUCUAACUUGGAGAUAAAAUUAGAAGCUACCAUGACAGAAUUGAAUGAGCUUCGUAAAAUUGUUGAUAAUCUGCAUCAGUCACCGGAAGAAGUUCUGAACAGUGUAUCAGAUCGGCGACGUAGCGUUGUGGAAAAUUGUCGGAUUCUGCUCAAAGAGGCGGGUAAGGAGGAAUUAAAGUUUGACGACGCUGUACUUGCUAUUAAUAGCGGUCCCAGUGAAGUAGACUGUGAAGAUCUCAAUGCGAACGAAGCGCAACUUCCAUUUAAUGUCUCUUUAAUAUCUUUUUAGUUUCAUAUAUAUUUUUCCUAACAAUGUAUAACAUUAUGGAUUUCAAAUCUUAAAAAUGUCAAGUUUAAUAGUCUGAAUUAGUAUUGACUAUAUUAAGAAUAUAUUGACGAAUGAUUUGUUGUUAAUCGUGAAAACUCUACUGAAACAUUCAAUUUUGACGUGAAUGAAUUUUUCAAAAAGUUUUGUAAUGACUCAUGUAUUUAAA